Molecule: messenger RNA, 1739 nt
Organism: Neltuma alba
Lineage: Eukaryota; Viridiplantae; Streptophyta; Magnoliopsida; Fabales; Fabaceae
Exons: 8
Coding region: 59-1420 (453 amino acids)
Source: RefSeq, a predicted model, not a curated record
AAAACUCUUAUUCGAAGCUACGACUCUGGGAAGUGUUGGAAGGGGCAUUUGAUUCAGAAUGGGAGGCCUUAUAAGUCUGUCCACGAUUUGGAAUUUUGUGGGAUUUGUGUCAGCCAUAGCUGGCCUGGUUUGCUUUGGCCUCAGCUCCACUUACAAGAUCUCAUUUGGAAAGUUUGGUUUCGGCGGUCUCCUUGUUUAUCUAUUGGUCGGUUUAAUGGUAUGGUGCCUCAUCUUGUGGGGCAAGAGAAUUCGAGUUUCAGAGAAAGUCCAAGGCCCUGUGGCAGCUCUAAUGUUUGAUGUGAUCUGUUUGAUCUCCGUGGUGAAUGACAAACUUGUGCUUGCAAAAUCAGAUGCGUGGAGCAUCAUCUCGUAUGGUUCAUUUGCCUUGAUGUCGCUGUCCAUGUCAAGGAAGUUUGAGCUCGGAUUCGAGACUGGCUUCUCCAGUUUUUUCCUGACAUUGUUUGCCACACAACUUUUCAAAAUCAACUGGAUCCUCUUCCUCAUUGCAUUACUUUUCUCCUCGCUCGUCGUUAUGCUUCGCCAUUACCCAGAAUCCGGAGUAGAGUUUGGUUCCAUCAAUCUAAAUCAUAUGGGUUCUCCAAAUGCAGCUGUAUUAGAAAUUGGCGAUGAAGACAUCUAUGAGGAGAUGCAAGAUUCCUCAGGGAAGGGAGAAGUUUCAGGGCACAGCCUGUUAUCUAUGAACUAUCAGAAAAAUAAUCAAAAGGAGUCUUCCCAGGCUACGCAUCAUUCUGCAAGUAAUGGAGACUUUUCAGAAGGAAGCAUGUUAGAUUGGGACAAAGAGCAAAACAACGAAAAGGAAACUCGUUCGUCUUUUGCAGCUACGCAUCAUUUCCCAAGGAUUGGAGAAGCUUCAGACGAUUGGAACAAUGAGCAAAAUGACGAAGAAGAGGAAGAUCGUUCGUCUUUCCCGGCUGAAUCCUCGUACCAGGAUCACGUUUCAUCUGGAGUCAACACGGUCACAAUCCAAAAUGGCUGGAUGCACAGUUCUUCCGAGCCUGAAUUAAUUUCAGCAGCCGCACCAUGGGAACUCCUAAGAGAUCGUGCUGGCCAUGAUGCCAUACAAUUGAACACGUGGCGAUUGCAAGUUUCUGACGGUAGGCAUUUCACCUACCCGCGACUUAUGUAUGAUCCAUCCAGGCGCGUCUGGUUGUGGCUGGAAGAAGCAGCACUGGUGUUUCGCAUGGUGGAAGAAGCAGACCUAGAACUGACCAUGAGGCCGGAAAUGAGAGUUUCAGUGAAGCCUGAAGCUGCCGAUUCAGGGGAUGACUCGGGGACUUCAUCCCCAACAUCGGUGCUUCAAGUCAGGACAGAUGCAGACGAAGAAGGAAAAAAAGGAGAAGGAGUAGAAGAAGAAGAAGAAGAGCCAUUUGAGGAGUGCCAAAGUGUAACCACGAUGUGAUGUUUCAGGGGUGGGCAGCUUAUAAAGCCGAAGGGCUAGUAAAAAUGGUGGAUCCCCUGAUUACAAAUAUGAACUUGGCAUGGGCGGGAAUGGUAAAGUUGGUGCGCUUACAGAGCACUGAGGCAAGUGCGCUCAGAGCUGGGGAUUUAGUUUCUGGCCAUGACCAGUGACGAAGGCGGUGGGAGGAGGAGGGAGAGGAGAGAGCCAUUGUUCUCCGCCGUCUUGCGCUGGAGCUGGGUCGUCUUCUUGGGAGGAGGAGCAAUGGGUUUGUAAGAACUAAUCAUUAUCUUCAAUCAUUCAAUACUUUUCACCCAUAAAA